AAGAACAGGCCAAAAAGAGAUUGGCAAAGAUAGUAAGGUUACAGAUCUACUGUGUCGUCAACAUAUACAUACAUAUCUCUUUACUGAUCAUUAUGAUCUCGUCAGGUAUUUACAUGGUAAAAAAGGGGGGAUCAGACGACAGUACGCAAUAGCAGAGUUAUCAUGACUCGCGGGGAUUCGAAAAACAAAUGAACCUGGUCAGUAACCAGUGCAUUAUCGAGUCAAGUUUUUAGAGAAGCGAUAUUUUGUGCCUCGAAAGAAACAAACAUAUAUGAGGAAAGAGAAACGCGAUUUUUGACUGUCAUAAUACUGGAAAAACCAUAUGGAUUGCUGUUUCGCUAAUCAGUAUGAUAACUCUCAAAUUGUGGAGACAUUCCCAAAUGUCUCUAGUCCAGAAAUGUUUGAUAGUGAUACCGAAAGUGAUACAGAUAACAAAAAUGUUGAGACAUUAACCGAGGAUAGUACAUUUGCAGUAGUCUCCUCUCGAGAACCUACACAAGCUGAAUUGAUCGCAAAAUCAGACAAUUACAUGUUAGUUAGAAUUAACAAGUUUUUGAGCGGUGUCCCACCUCCGCCAAGGCAUACAACAUGUCAGAGUGAUUGUUCUGAUUUUCUGCAACACAUUUAUGCAAAUCAUCGAUUUUUUUAUACUGAAUAUUCAUUGUCCAAUGGAAGUACAAAAUCUAUGGAAAACCCUCAGCAGCAGAGAACCACAGAAGAUACUAACAAUAGAAAUAUUUCUUAUCAAUGUACAAAAAGUACUUUAAGAAAUUUAACAGAUGUUUUUGAUGCUUGUGAUUCACCAGCUAAUAGUGUAGAAGACACAGAAUUAAGCAUAAACAAUUGCGAUAGCAAUAACUUGAAUGUACAAUAUAGUGUUCCUAAGGAGUUAAAGAAUCCAGUUAAUGCAACUAAAGAAACAGUUCAAGUUCCAUAUAUUAUAAAUUCUGAAGUAUCUUACGAGCAAUCUCCUCUUCUUUAUCAUACAAUUGAUGAGAAGGAGGUUAAAGCUUUAACAUGGCCUCAAGCUUAUUCUCAUAAAUUUCAUGGCAUACAUUAUAACAGAAGCAAAGCUGUAGAGGAGUUUGAGAAUUUAACAGUUAAAUUAUGUGAAAGAUAUAUAGGAGCUGAAACACAGUCUACCUGUAAUAUAUGGUUUUCAAAACAGCCACCGGGAAGUGCGAGAAAACGAAGUUUAUUGACAAAACGAGGAAGUGGUCAAAGUCCAGAGAAAAGAUUGACGCAUUUAGCCAGAAGACGUAGGACUUUUUGUAGCGCUAACUUGCAAGGAUUGGGACUCACUGAUAAAAGGCAGUUAAUGAUACCAAUUAAGAAGCUUGCACAUAAAAAAGGGAAAAGUCCAAGAGGUAAAAGUUUACGUGGUAAAAGUCCAAGAGGCAAAAGUCCUCGAGGUAAAAGCCCAAGAAGUUCAGCAAAGAAAAAAGUUGUUCGGAGAUUAAUGCUAGACGAAUCAAGUCCAUGUAAAUCUAAAUUAGAAACUUCGAAACGUGCGUUGUUUCAAAGUCCUCCAUCAGAUCUUGCUGGUCCAAGCAAAUUAUUAGGUACAAGUAAUAUGGAUACUCAAAAAAUUAAACGCGUUUUAUUUUCGACACCACAAAAAAACGAAUCUGAAGAUGCGAAACAAACAUCUUCGAGAGAGGAAAGUAGAAAAAGAAAAUGUGAGGAAGAAUUGCAAGGACCACGAUUGAAAUGGGCAAAAAGUUUAUCGUUUGAUUGCACACAUGAAUUAAAAAACACUUCAAAAGUUAUGUGGGAUAGACAUUCGUCGAGCAGUAUUCUUUCGAAAAAUGAAACAUCUUUCAGUCAAGGAAAGAACGAACUAAGCGAUACUCAUAAAAAGAAACUACUUUGGGCAGUUGCGGAGGCUCUAAGAAGCAAAGGCAUUGGUAUGAAUCAUCCAAAAUUUAAACAAUAUGCCGCAAAUUUAGCACGCACAAUCAAAAAAUUUAUGCCCGAGCUUGAAAAUAGAAAUAUUCCGCGAAAACCUGGAAGUACAAGUGAUCGCAUGUUGAAACUAGCCAAGCAUCACGUACUGUUUCUCAUCGAUACUAGACCAAUGGAUUGACAGUACUCAUUAGUACAAUUAGUAAAAUUUAACAAGUUGCACGAUUGAUUUACUUUUGGCAAAGAGUACAUUAUUGAAAUGACCAAAUAUAUAUAGGUGCUUUAGCCGAUGUGUUUACACUAUACUUUUAUAUAUAUAACUUAAUAAUGUAAGAUAAAUGUUACAGAGCAAUUAAAUUAAAAAAUGGGAUUGUAUAUUGUUACACCCACGUGCAGGGUAUUGAACAUUUUUUAUCGUGUAUAAAUAAAAAAUUUUUAAAAUAA
This is a messenger RNA of Monomorium pharaonis (pharaoh ant), 2349 nucleotides long. RefSeq lists its product as uncharacterized. Gene Ontology annotation, biological process: protein localization to kinetochore; traversing start control point of mitotic cell cycle; regulation of protein ubiquitination. The transcript has 5 exons. NCBI's taxonomy places the organism in Eukaryota, Metazoa, Arthropoda, Insecta, Hymenoptera, Formicidae. Bases 323 to 2086 code for a protein of 587 amino acids. Gene Ontology annotation, cellular component: kinetochore. The record is from RefSeq and is a predicted model, not a curated record.